Messenger RNA from Chara braunii, 3156 nucleotides. NCBI's taxonomy places the organism in Eukaryota, Viridiplantae, Streptophyta, Charophyceae, Charales, Characeae. The record is from the annotation of a GenBank genome assembly.
GCGAGCUUGAUGAGCUUCGCCGCCAACUCAAGGAACUCGUAGAGAAGGGCUGGAUCCGGCCGAGUGUCUCUCCUUAUGGGUGUCUCCAGUUCUAUUCGUGCCUAAGAAGAAGGAGGGUACUCUUAGGAUGUGCAUUGAUUAUAGGGGCCUCAAUGCCAUCACUGUGAAGAACAGAGAGCCCCUACCGCGCAUCGACGAUCUGCUAGAUAGAGUGCAAGGGUGUCGGUACUUCAGCAAGAUAGAUCUGAAGUCCGGGUACCAUCAGAUUGCAAUCCGGCACGAGGAUCAACACAAAACCACUUUUCAGACCAGGUACGGUCUGUACGAGUUUGUGGUGAUGCCUUUUGGCCUUUGCAAUGCUCCUGGCACCUUUCAGCACGCUAUGAAUCGGAUAUUCCAUGACUACUUGGAUAAGUUUGUCAUCGUGUACCUCCAUGACAUACUUAUUUUUAGUAAGACUGUCGAGGAACAUGUUGCACACUUGGACAAAGUCCUCGGUCUCCUGCGACAGCACAAGUUCAAGAUCAACGGUGAGAAGUGCGAGUUUGGCCGCACCCGUGUCUUGUACUUGGGUCAUGAGAUCUCCGCGGAAGGGUUGAACCCCGAUGACGCGAAGGUGGCCAGCAUUCGUGAUUGGCCACGUCCUCAGUCUGUGACUGAGAUGAGAUCUUUCUUAGGGAUGACAGGCUACUACAGAACUUUUGUAAAGAACUAUAGUAUAGUGGCCGCUCCUUUGACUGAUCUGACCUGCCUUGACACCCCGUGGGAGUGGACAGAUGAGUGCGAAGCUGCUUUCAGACAUCUGAAGCAUGCAUUGACGCACUAUGAGGUCUUGAAACUUCUUGAUCCUGAUAAGCCGUUCAUAGUAACCACGGAUGCCAGCCAAUAUGGCAUUGGCGCCGUGCUCGCGCAACAGGAGGGGCCAAAGUUGAGGCCAGUAGAAUACAUGUCCAAAAAAAUGUUGUCUCAGAAGUUGGCUAAGUCCACUUAUGAGAAGGAACUCUAUGCGGUGUACAAGGCUCUCACCCAUUGGAGACACUAUCUCCUUGGGCAGUUCUUCAUCCUCAGGACUGAUCAUCAGACCCUGAGAUGGAUGAGAACCCAUUCGGUACUCUCUGACGCUCUCAAACGUUGGAUCGAAGUCAUUGAGCAAUAUGACUUUGACCCUCAGUAUCUAAAAAGGGAGUACAACAAGGUUGUUGAUGCCUUGUCGCGGAGACCGGACUUCUCAGGUGCGCUGAUUACCGAGUUCGAUCUGACGGACAAUGUUACUCAGUCUUUGGUGGAAGCCUAUCGCGAGGACCAGUUUAUGUACAUCGAAGACGAAGCUGGAGCUAUGGCGCCACAGAUGAGGAGGAAAGGUAUUGGGCUGGAUCAGGUGUAUGAUGCUCGAGCAUUGCGGGUGAUUGUUGGUGAUGGAGGUGGUAGAUGGCAUGUGCAAGCCGUGGAAGGCUGCUAUCAUCUUCUCAGUAUUGUACAUAGUCUGUGGCCUCCAAUUUGUGGCGAGUUUGAUGACUACAUCGUUAAUCCAAAGCCUAGUGGAUAUCAGUCUCUUCACACUGCAGUGACAGGACCUGAUGGAGCACCACUUGAGGUCCAGAUCAGGACACAGGGUAUGCACGAGCAAGCUGAAUAUGGCCAUGCGGCUCAUUGGAUGUACAAAGAGGAGCGGGACAUGAUGGAUUAUGCAACAAAUGCAUUUCCAAAUGCAGCGGGAAACGAGGGUGGAGACACAGGCAGAGCAAAUGGGGCAAAAAUUAUUAAUGGGGAUAUGCUGGGCAUGGCACAAAUGGUGAAUGCAAACUUGUCAUCCGAGGAUGACAAUGAGCAGCAAUGCGAGGGGAGAGGACUUCCUGCAAGGCAGCAAUGGGGAAUGUGGAGUCCUGGGCACCCUGCGCUGAGGGUGCACCAAGGAAAGCUUCUUGCUGCGGUUGUGAUUAGGGUGGAAAAUGGUGGCCGUGAACUGAUAGUUGGUGUGAGCUUUGCUUUGCUGGCAAGGGAGGCAGUUGCAGCUGGACGGUCAGGCAACCAAAGGAAAAGAUGGGAAACGUAUGCAAAGCUGUACAAUAAGGUGAAGUGUUCCAACUGGUUGGAACCUGGGAAUGGCGAUUGGAGCACCUGCUUAGAGAAAUAUACGCUCUGCACUGAUGGGAUGUAUCAUAAGGAGGAUUGCUAUGGCUAUAAGCUCCCAACAUAUGUGCAGAUGUUAGAUCUGAACAGCGCUGAGCAGAAUGAAUAUCGGGAGAUCAUGGCCCGGGUUGCUGAUGGGGAAGAGGGGGUAUCAACAGAGUCAAGCAUGGUGGAAGAAAAAUCAAGCGAUGAUGCAAAUGGUGAGGUCGGAAAGAAAGAAGUUGCCUCAACACGUGCAAGACUGAAUAAUAAGGUGCGACUCUUAAGAGAAAUGCUACAAUGGGAGCAAGAGCUGCGACACGAAGCUGCGACGGAUGGAUCAGUGACUGUGAUGGACCCCGAACAUCCAGAAUCGGCUGCACUGAUGGAAGUUCUGGUUAUCCGUUGGCCCGAUGGCAAGAUAAUGAGGAUGCCUUUGGGAAGCACAGCAUCUGACGUGUCCGCCCGGGCUGGCCUGGACGCCAGAGUGGUUUUAAUAAAUGGCAAAGUCGCUUAUCCGAACACGAAGCUAAAUGAUGGCGAUGUUGUUGAGAUAAGGUCAUGGUAGGGAGUGAAAGGUGGGAGAAACACUCUCCACCUUCAGCAAAUCUUGAUACGUCCAGUCUUCUACCUUCCCACCCCCCACCCACCCAGCCAAGUUGUCAAUGUCAUGUGCUCACUGCUCAGCCAUAUGUCGUUGUAUUGCUGCUUGCUCAGCUGCAGCCUUCGGGAUGGCAGGUGUUGGGGUCACGGAUUGAUAUGGCUGAAAGUGGGGGGCCUUAUGUGCUAUGCGCAUAUGUGUUCCUGGUAGAAAAUCAUAGAGGGAUGCAAGUUUAUGUAACAGAACCAGAUGGCCUAAUGGCAUGUGAUUCUUCCUGGGACUUUUUGUGUCCGUGCAGAGAGGCCCAUACUGAAUUGCAUAAAGGCCGUGGCUACACCGGACCCGAACCCAGACCCAGCCGGUCAUGGGACCGAACGCACGUUCGAACCGGUCCGGACAUCUGGACUUCCGGGCAUGAAAGAGACUAGUAAAGAACCUUCUUGGCA